GUGGUCGUAGCCGAGGAGGCAAUACCAGACUUUUGCAAUGAAAUUUUGCCCUUUUCUGGCCGUGCUCAUGCCAAAUACAUCAGCAGUGAUGAAUCCAAAGAAAACAUCACCCCUGCCGAGUUUGACGGCCUUAAGAAGUACAACUAUGGGAAGAGUGAUGUUGGCAAGGCAGCAGACUUAAUGGAGUCUAACAAUCCAGGUGAUCGGGAUGACGUUGCGCUUAUCACUCCUCAGAAGGACACCGAUUGUUCUGAUUGGCGUAUUGGGGAGUCAAACACACCAGUGGAUUUCUCUAAUGUCACCGUGGAUGCUUUUGGCAUUUCAAGUGAAAGCUUCGCUAACUGUGUAGGAAAAUCUCCCAGAUCUCUGCACAAACACAGACGCAGAUCUACAAUCGGUGUACGCGGAUCUCCCGAAAUGAACUUUCUGAUUCGCCAAAUUGCACUGCAGAGAAGCAAGAAGACCAGCCCUGAGCCCCUGUCAAACCCUUUAUUUCUCCACGGAAUUCAA
Staurois parvus is the source of this 510-nucleotide messenger RNA. Lineage: Eukaryota; Metazoa; Chordata; Amphibia; Anura; Ranidae. The record is from the annotation of a GenBank genome assembly.